UCCUGUGCUCUCUCUUCCGUCCUUCCCAAAUCCAUCCUUAUAUCCCUUAAAUUCACCUAAAGUUCUUCUCCCAAUCUUAGUACAGCGAUAGUUCCACACCUCAAUCCACGAAGCCCCAAUAUCUUUCUUCUAGUUUAGGUUCGGAGCCUUCGAGGCGAAGGUACCUAGGCAGACAAUGGACUCAAAGGAAGCAUCUUUGCUUUCAUCAUCCGACGUUUCAGACUUGAAAAUUGGUGGUGUCAAUAGCAACAGUGUUGCUGUUGUUUCUGAUGACGAUGAUGUCUUUUUGAAUGCUCAAGAGGAGCCCGUGGGUGAGGAGCCUGCUGGAGGUGGAAUUGGCGGACCCAAUUCCGUUGACCCUUUUGAGGGUUCCCCUGUUUUUGAUGUUUUGGUGAAUGGUGAUGACGAAAAUCUGAAUAAAAAUGAGGUCUUGAAUGUUGAGAAGGGUGUUGAGGAAGGUGAGGCUGUGUUGGGGGAGGAAAAUAGGGGUCCUUUUGAGGGUUCCCGGGUUUCUGAUGUUUUGGUGAAUGGUGAUGACGAAAAUCUGAAUAAAAAAGAGGUUUUGGAGGUUGAGAAGGAUGUUGAGAAAAGUGAGGCUUUGUUGGAGGUGGAAAGUAGGGGUGGAGAAGAAUCUGGUGUCUCUGGGUCUACUCUUGCCAAUGGAAGUGUCACUGAGGUCCAGCUUGGUUGCACGACGGGCUUUGGGGAUAGUGAAAAAGUGGAUGGUGUCACUGCAGAAGUUCAAGAUGUAGAGGAGCAUGAAUCUGUUGGAGGUUUCGGUAGCGAGGAUUUUCUAGAGGCUUCUCCUAAAGAAUCUAUGCCCAAUCCUGAGGGUUUUGCGAAUGAUGAUGAUGAAAAUCUCAAUAAAGUUGAUGUCUUGGAGGGUGAGAAGGCUGUUGAGAAAGACGAGGCUUUGUUAUUGGAGGAAAAAGAAGAAUAUGGUGAUAUUACUGGUAACAGGUGCCCAGAUUCAGCUCUACCCAUAACUGAAAUUGAUGGGUUGAAUGCAAAUGCUAGUGAGGCUCAACCUGAUGGCUUGGAGGGAUCUGGGGUUUGUAGUGAGAAUACAGAUGAAGUUGUGAAUCCUAUCAGGGAAGGGCUAGACAAAGAGAAGGUAGAGGAGACAAUUGGUGAGGCAUCUAUGGUUGUUAUUGGAGAAGCCAAAGAUCUGCGAAAUCAUGAGAUCGAGGGUGUGCCAUCAAUUAAUGGAACAGAUGAAAUAAAACAAACAGAUCCUUCAAGCAAAGGGGUGGCUGUCAUUGACAAAGACAAGGAGUGGACCCCGCCUGAUGACAAUGAGAGCACAGAAUCUGUCAACAAAAUUGAUGGGUCUGAACCAGUCAUGGAACACAGCACUAACGUGCCAGAGAGCGUGACGAGAUCUGCUAUCAUCAGCCUUGACACUUCUGAGGAUGAUGUUCACAAUAUAGACGACCUUAAAUGUGUGGGAACAGAGAAGCUCUCAGAUAAAGCAGCCAAUGAAAUUGCAUCUUCAGAUGCUGUACACAGUAAUGGCAGGCUUAUUAUUAUUCAGAACGACAUGGAAGACAAAACUGUUUCCCCUGAGAAAACUCCAUCAGAAUGCAAGGAGGAGGCCAAUCAUCAACAGAUGAGUGGAGAUGGUGAACUAGAAGACGGCUCAGUUUCAGAUCAGGAGUCGGAUGGUAUGGUUUUUGGCAGCUCUGAAGCAGCCAGACAGUUCAUUGAGGAGUUGGAAAGGGAAUCCGGCGAUGUUGAGGCCUCUGCUCUGGAUGGCCAAGUUGUGACCGAGUCAGAGGAGGAGGAGGAGGAGAUAGACACUGAUGAGGAAGGAGAUGGAAAUCACCAGUUGCUAGAUUCUUCUGCUAUAGCAGCUUUACUGAAAGCCGCAACGGAUGGUUCUGACCGCGGGAACAUAACCAUCACCUCUCAGGAUGGUUCUAGACUCUUCUCGGUAGAGCGUCCUGCCGGCCUGGGGUCAUCACUCCGGUCCUUGGGGCCCACUGCUCCCCGACCCACACAUUCCAAUUUCUUCACCCCCACAGUUCCAAACUCUUCGGGUCCCGAGGAAAACUUGACUGAAGAAGAAAAAAUGAAGCUUGAAAAGCUGCAGCAGAUCAGAGUGAAGUUCUUGAGACUCGUCAAGAGGUUGGGCUUCUCUUCAGAUGAAUCCAUAGUGACACAGGUUCUGUAUAGGCUUUCCCUAAUUGCAGGAAAACAAAACAGUCAACUCUUCAGCAUCGACAUGGCCAGGUCAACUGCCCUCCAGCUGGAAACAGAGGGGGGAAAUGGCGACGAGUUGGACUUCUCUGUGAACAUACUUGUUCUUGGAAAGUGUGGGGUGGGGAAAAGCUCCACCAUAAACUCCAUUUUAGGGGAAGAGAAAACCCCCAUUGAUGCCUUUUCGCCCACGACUACUAAUGUGAAAGAAAUAUGUGUGACUAUGGAUGGGGUCAAGGUCAGGGUUUUUGAUACCCCUGCCCUCAAGUCAUCUGCCAUGGAACAGGCUUUCAACAACAAGGUUCUGUCAAAUGUUAAAAAGCUUGCGAAGAAGAAUCCUGUGGACAUCGUCCUCUAUGUUGACCGUUUGGAUGCGCAGACAAGGGAUCUUAAUGAUCUCCCACUUCUCAGGACCAUCACUGCCUCCCUGGGCUCUGCCAUCUGGCGAAGCACGAUUGUUACUUUGACACAUGCAGCUUCUGCUCCUCCAGAAGGACCUUCUGGAUCUCCCAUGAGUUAUGAGGCUUUUGUCACCCAAAGAUCACGGAUUGUCCAGCAGUCAAUCGGGCAUGCCACGGGUGACUUACACAUGAUGAGUCCGAGCAUGAUGAAUCCGGUUUCUCUGGUCGAAAACCACCCGGCCUGUAGAAGGAACAGAGAUGGGCAGAAGAUACUGCCCAACGGUCAGGUCUGGAGGCCACAGUUGCUUCUCUUAUGCUAUUCGAUGAAGAUAUUGUCGGUCGCGAAUUCUCUUUCUAAGCCGGCGCAAGACCUGUUUGACCCCCGUAAGCUGCUCGGCUUCCGGGCCCGCACGCCCCCUCUUCCUUACAUGUUGUCUUCGAUGUUGCAGUCCCGGGCCCACCCAAAGCUGAGUACUGAAUUAGGCAGCGAUAGUGUUGACUCCGAGAUUGACUUGGACGCUUUGUCUGAUUCUGAUCAAGAGGGAGGAGAAGAGGAAGAAGAGUUUGACAGGCUUCCACCCUUUAAGCCUCUCAGGAAAGCUCAAAUGGCUAAACUCAGUAAAGAACAGAAAAAGGCCUACUUUGAGGAGUACGACUACCGGGUGAAGCUCUUGCAGAAGAAGCAAUGGAGAGAAGAGCUGAGGAGAAUGAAAGAGAUGAAGAAGAAAGGAAAGAAUGGUGCUGCUGAAGCUCAACCUGAUGAAGAUUUUGAUUCUGGGGCAGCUGCCCCUGUCGCUGUCCCACUGCCCGACAUGGUCCUUCCCCCGUCCUUUGAUGGUGAUAACCCUACAUACAGGUACCGGUUUUUGGAGCCAACCUCCCUGUUUCUGGCAAGGCCGGUUUUGGACGCCCACGGAUGGGACCAUGAUUGUGGCUAUGAAGGUGUCAACAUUGAACACAGCCAAGCAAUCGCGGACCGUUUCCCCACUGCUGUAACCUUCCAGAUCUCAAAAGACAAGAAAGAUUUCAGUGUCAGUUUGGACUCUUCCAUUUCUGCCAAGCACGGAGAGACGGGCUCCACCAUGGCGGGUUUCGACAUCCAAAACAUCGGGAAACAGCUCGCCUAUGUCGUCCGCGGGGAAACAAAGUUCAAGAAUCUGAAAAAGAACAAGACCGCGGGCGGGGUAUCGGUCACAUUCAUUGGGGAGAAUGUUGUGACCGGGAUCAAAUUUGAAGACCAGAUUACUUUGGGCAAGCGAUACGUCCUGGCGGGUUCCAUGGGCACGACCCGUUCACGGAACGAAAUGGCUUACGGGGCCAACUUUGAACUGCAGAGAAGGGAAGCGGAUUACCCGAUCGGGCAGGUUCAGUCCACGUUGAGUACAUCAGUUAUUAAAUGGAGAGGCGAUUUGGCUUUGGGGCUCAAUGCCUUGACCCAGUUCUCCCUUGGUCGGAACACAAAGGUUGUUGUUCGGGCGGGUAUAAACAACAAAAUGAGCGGUCAGGUCUCGGUCAGGACGAGCAGUUCGGAUAAUCUGUCAAUUGCACUCUCUGCUCUACUACCAAUUGCACUUGCCGCCUACCGGAAGCUUUAUCCGGCGACCGCUGCCGAGCAGUACUCAAUCUACUAGUAGAUCUCUCUCAUUCCAAUGUUUCUGAUAAUUCUUUGUUUUUUCUUUUAAAAAAACUGUUUUUUUUACAUAUUGCUUAAUAAUGUUGUCUCCUCCAUUGAUGCUGCUCUGCUUCUCCUAUUGAGUUUUUUUGUGUCAUAAGUGAGCUUAGACAAUGCAAUGCAUGCUCCUUUUUAUAUUCAAGGAAGCUUAUUCUUUUCUUCUUUUCUUUUUUGCUGCAUUCUAUUUUACUGUAUGAAAGGAGAUUGCACUAUGUUUCUAAGGAAUUUGGAAGGAAAAGAAAAGAAAAUGAUUUUC
Molecule: messenger RNA, 4528 nt
Organism: Cuscuta campestris
Lineage: Eukaryota; Viridiplantae; Streptophyta; Magnoliopsida; Solanales; Convolvulaceae
Source: the annotation of a GenBank genome assembly